GAGCCUACGAAAAUGCAUGUGUGACGUUAAAUGCAGCGGAAUUAGCGCGUUUCUCCAGCUUAAAAACGGCGCCCUCGGUGGAGCAUAAAGCGCGCCCCCGCCAGAUGCGCGCAACAGAUGUCAGUUUCGGAGGAGGGCGCCAAAUAGGAAGAACGGCGGACGUUAGAAAGUUCUGCCUCCAUCGUCGCGGCACACCGGCGGUCCACGACACCCCUCGUCCUCGUCUCUGCGCCAACUCACGAGCGACCCGCCCGGAGAGGAACGCCGCGGCGCCCGGGACCAACGCAGAGGCUCUGAAACAUGGAGGCAGAGCGAGUGAGCAUCUGGCCACGCAUGGAACCCUUCCUACUGGGUGCACUGCAGGUGGCUCCCUCCUCCAAGCUCAGCUUCCACUACCUUCGCAAGAUGGCCACGUACGUGCGAACGCGGGAGGGCUGCUUCCCCACGUUGGGCUGGCCCAUGUGGAGGCAUAUUUCGUGUGGAAAGCUACAGCUUCCAGAAGACGUCGCCUGGCUCUACUUCGAGACCUUUGACCUGCUUAUAGGCCACACUCCAGAGGAGAGGCUGGAGUGGGCAGAGUGCCUUUCCCAGUGCUCUUCCAAAAGUGAGCUGGAUCAACAAAGAAACAAGCUGUCCGUGGACACAAUGCAGUUCCUCCUCUUCCUCUACAUCCAGCAGCUGAACCACGUGUCUCUGCGCACCUCCCUGAUUGGUGAAGAGUGGCCCAGUCGUCGCACUCGCUGCCCGUCCCCAUCGGACCGAGAGGCCAAGACCAGCUCUCAGAACAAGAACUGGGAUGAUCAGGCUCACCUGUCGUUUGUGCAAAGCCAUCUGGCGGAGAUUCUGGAGUUGCUGGUGGAGCCUGGCCAGCUGUCACAAUCUGGACAGGCCCUCAGAGAUUGCCAGAUCUCCCUGAAGGCCGUGCAGAGCUUGGGGCUGCUCUUGGAGGGCUCCGUCUGCCACGGCCGAGCGGUUCAGCCCGUCCACAAGCUGCUGAGCAAAGGUCCGCUCCAGACGCAGGCCGGCUACUCCGCGCUCAGCCGCUCCUUCCCCCAGCACAAGCUCCUCUCGUGUCUCCAGCAGAGCCUCACCCUCAACCCCUUUGGGAUAACCGCCUGCCUGUGCUCGGGCAAGAAACUGGCCUGGGCCCAACAAGUGGAGGGAUCCAUGAAGAGGGCCAAAAUAGCUCGAAACACCCACGCGGCUCCGCCCGGCAGUAAGAUGGUGCUGAUGUCGCAGGUCUUCAAACAGACGCUGGCGAAAACCUCCGACAAGCUGACCGGUGCCAACAUCAAAAUCCACAGAUGCUCGGAUGCCUUCAUAUACCUUCUCUCCCCUCUCAGAUCGGUCAGCGUGGACAAGUGCCGUGACUGCACGGUGGUCCUGGGUCCAGUCGAGACCAGCGUCCACAUCCACGGCUGCCAGAACCUGCGGGUGGUGUGCGUGGCCGGCCGGAUCGCCGUCGGAGUCUCCUCGCGCUGCACCGUCCACGCCUUGACGCCCACCCGCCCCUUGCUCCUCCCGGGAAACACGGACAUUACGCUGGGGCCUUUCCACACGUUCUACCCCACCCUGGAGGACCACAUGGCCAGCGUGGGGCUGGCCGUGGUCCCCAACGCCUGGGACCGACCGCUGCUCCUGGGCAGCGAGGGGCUCGUCAACACGUCGGCCAACCCGGACCCGGCCUGCUACCGCCUGCAGCCCCCGGCUGAGUUCAACGCGCUGGUCGUGCCCUUCAAGACGGAGGGGGACACGUGCGAGGUGCCGGGGGGGCUGCCCCCCCAGUAUCAGGCGGUGCUCGACGAAAAGCAGAUGAGGAUUCAGAACUGGCAGAAGACCGUGCUGGAGGCCCGGCUGAACAAGGAGCAGAAGCGGCAGUUCCAGGAGUUGGUGGAGGUCAAGUUCCACGAGUGGCUUCUGGAAACGGGGCACAGGCAGGAGCUCGACAGCCUCGUCCCGCCCGCGGCGGCGACUCAGCGAGACAACGACGGCAAACACGUCAGGAAGUGACGGGCGGAGAGACGGUCGCCUGCGGCCCGCCGACGUGUCGCUGUGGUCUUAAACGUAGCGUGACAGGACGCACGUGUGGUCAGACGUUUGCAGCUCUUGUAAGGUCUUAACAAGCGGACGAUGUUUUCUGCCAGUAUUGAUGUACCCUGUGUUUCCCCAUGCUGCUCCGGGGGCGGGUACUGCUAGUGUAGCCCCACUUCACUGGAGUGUAACUCGAGUGGCCUGUUCAUGAGUCCUUUAACGUGUCCGAGCCAAGUGGACAUGGUGAGCGCCGUGGUUGGGAGACGCGCCCCGCAGGCUUUGAGGGUCACAUGAAGAGAAGCUUCAGCGGAGUCACUGUUCUCAGUCGUUCAGGCACAAACUUUUGGGGGCCAAUUCAAUUUCUCUUUUUUUGAGUCUGCAUUUAGAGACUGAUUGGGGGGGGGGGUCACCUUAACGCACUGAUGGCUUGAUGUGUUUUUGUCCAUCUGUGCCUCCAGGAAUUUUCACCAUUUCUUCCCAAACUCACACACACGCAUAUUAACGGUGUGCUAUUCACUUUUAGGAGAACGUGCAUUUAAAGAUGAAAUGUAGCACUUUGGGUGUUGAGGACACAUUGGUGCUCCUACAGUUUCUAGCUCAGGUCUUGAUCCAAUAUAUAAUGGCAAUAAAGUGUUUUCCACUGUAGGGGAAGGAGGAAUAUUCCCAUGAUUUUCAUAUUUUAUGAAGGUACAGACAAUACUUCUGUUAUUUACUGCAGCUGUCUAAAUGUUUGUUUUGCUGGUACCUUUUUUUUUUUUUUUUUUUUAAGCGUCUACAACCUCAGUGUCCUUCAGCCCGACUCGCUUCCUGCUCCCUUCCACUCAUCACAUGAAGGAAACGCACAUUACUGUACUAGAGAACUGCUGGGUGUGUUUUCCGGGCAUUUUUAUUAAAGGGAGGGUCGACUCGAUGAAGAAAAUGUACUGUUAAAAUGCUGGAUAUUACUGCAGUUUUAAUAGUUUUUUUUUAAUGAUUUGUCUCUUCAAGAUGUGAUCACACUGUAAAAUCUUACUGCUGCAAAGUGUUGAUUUGAAUACACGCGCACCUCAGUACGAAGUGCACAAUAUAGUUGGUGAAAAGAUGAAAAUAAAUUAUAGUUUGGACUAAA
Messenger RNA from Gasterosteus aculeatus aculeatus (three-spined stickleback), 3139 nucleotides. It is a transcript of the gene tbccd1, whose product is annotated as TBCC domain containing 1. Lineage: Eukaryota; Metazoa; Chordata; Actinopteri; Perciformes; Gasterosteidae. Gene Ontology annotation, biological process: maintenance of Golgi location; maintenance of centrosome location. Gene Ontology annotation, cellular component: spindle pole centrosome. The record is from RefSeq and is a predicted model, not a curated record.